CGCCAAAAAGUCGACGUCGUGAUUCAGAAGAUCGACGAAAACAGAAGUUGGAUGAGGGAAGAAAGAAAGUGACAGGGAUAAUAAUUCUUGUUGAUUACUGUAAAUUGCAGUAAAAUCAUUCCCUGAUUUGCUGACAACAUUGCUAUUUCUUUUUCAUCGUCGUGCAUGCAGCAUACCGAUUACUCUUCAUGCCAUCUAUUCCGACCUAUUUCUAUCAUUAAAAUUAUCCGAGAAGCUGAAAGAGAAGAAAUAAUUGAAGUUGCACGACUCGACUGAUUGCACGGAAUUGCGAGAAUCAACAGGAGCCCAUUCCGACUGUAAGAUUAGGAUUUUCUCCAAACUUUGGACAGCGUGAAGCGAAUAAGUUCGCAGAAAAUUAUUCUUGUUGACGAGACGAAGAAAUAAAUGUUCCGUAUCAUUAAAUAUCAGUAUCAUGUCCUACAACUACAACAAUACCGUCAAUGCCAACCCAUACAACAACAACCCUUCGUACCCGAGUAGUGGUAACAAUAGCUACAAAAAGACGCUGAAAAUCGUCAUUGUGGGCGACUCUGGUGUGGGAAAGACGUCGUUGAUGAAUCGAUUCUCUACAGGCAAAUUCACGGGUCAGUACAAGGCAACUAUUGGUGCUGACUUUUUGAGUAAGGACAAUGUCAUUGUCAAUGACAAUUUUAUGCAACAGCGUCAUCUAGUAACGCUUCAAAUCUGGGACACGGCUGGGCAGGAACGAUUCCAGUCGCUUGGUGUGGGAUUUUACCGCGGUGCUGAUGCUUGUUUGCUGGUUUACGACGUUACGGAUCCGCAUUCCCUCGACAAUUUGGAUCACUGGAGAAAAGAAUUCUUGGAACAAGUCGGUGGCGGAAUACAAGGUUUGGGCGAUGCCUCUACGCAAUUUCCUUUCGUUGUGGUGGGAAACAAAAUCGACAAGGUAUGUUUUUUCUGUUUGAUGUUCAGUUUGGUAACGUUUUUCUUUCUGAAAAUGCAAGUAAUAAUCAAUGAAUCUAAUAUAUUCUGGUACGCAAUCAUGGUUCGGUAGGCCAAUGACCGCCUGGUGACUCGCGAACAGGCAGAGGAUUGGUGUCGAACGGCAGCGAGUGCUACCAUCAUGGGGUCGCAACCCUUGCCUUAUUUCGAAUGUUCCGCCAAAACAUCGGAAUCGGUCGAAGACGCCUUCCAGGAAGCAGCGCGACGAGCUAUUGUCUACGAGGAAUACAAGAAGCGCUCGCAACCACAACUCUUCGUACCACCACCAAUGGGUAGUAGUAAUGMACCCAUAAAUCUCCGUGGCCAGUACGACCAAUCCAACAAACAGCCCGACAUGUGCUGUUAGCGAUGCUUUUCGUUAAAAACUUUAAUAAAUUGGACCGGUACAUCUGCUCUCGCUCUAGACAAUGUAUUUUUACACCGAUAAAGAAAAACGAAAAAUCCUGGAUGACAAACUGUGUGAUUUUUCAAAAUUGUUGCCUAACAUCUUGAGUGCAGCGAUGGAUUAUUUCGAGACAAAUUUUCAGAACUAAAACAAUACCACCACGUUGCAGAAAGGAAGUCAAAUGACUUUCUCUGUUUUCGUCAACUUGCGAUACUACAGUCACCAAUCUACCACAUAAAGUACACAGCAAAUUGUGGCUGCGCGUCCGCUGCAAGCAAAAGUACUAAAAUCCAAAUUAAAGGUUGGUUUAAAAACUUUGUUUYUCMAUCGUUAAUCGAAUUAGACUUCAAUUUCAACCAACAAAUCGUCACCAUCGACCUUGUCACCAACGUUAACCAAGACUCGCUUGACGACACCUGAUGAUGUUGCCGGAACCGAUGUUUCCAUUUUCAUGGCCGAGAGAGUAGCAACGGUCUGUCCCUCCUUGAUUUCAUCUCCUGGCUUGACUGUGACACCGACUACGACCCCAGGCAUAGGACUGCCCACUGUUCCUGGUGCCCCUGCCUUUUCUCUGACCGCACCUUCGACAGCGGCACUGUUGUCAGUAACGCUCAUGUAGUAUGCCUCUCCAUUGACUUCAAACAUGACCUCUCGGGAACCAUUUUCAUCCACAUCUUGAAUGGCAACCAAUUUGAUCACUCGCGAUCGUCCCUUACCCAAAUCAAGAUCGAUUUCUUGGCCUACAUUCAUCGGGUUCAGGAAAACAUGGGUAGGAAGAACAUCUACAUCCCCAUAGACCGUUUCGUAUUCUUUCCAUUCUUUGAAUACAUUGGGAUAAAGUGCGUAGGAUAGCAAAUCCUUUUCGCUGAUACGUUUGCCAUAGCUGGCUCGGAGAGAUUCGCGUUCUUGAUCAAAAUUGUACUCCUUUAGAAAUUGUCCAGGGCGACCUUCAACAGGUUCCAAUCCACGUCCCUUCAGGACCUUCGAACGAAGAGGUUCAGGGAAGCCACCGGGAGGAAUUCCAAUAUCUCCACGCAAAAAGUUCACAACGGAAUCAGGGAAGGCCAAAGUUUCAGCUUGAUCCAAAAUAUCAUGGGGUUCGAGGUUUUGUGCAACCAUAAAUUGUGCUAGAUCACCAACAACCUUAGAGGAAGGGGUGACCUUAGGAAUAUCACCUAGGACAAUAUUUGCCUGGGCGUACUUGCGUUUAAUUUCAGGCCACUUUUCGGUCAAUCCAAGUUGCUUAGAUUGGAAAAGAAGAUUGGUGUACUGUCCACCAGGAAUUUCAUGUUGGUACACGUCAGAACUUCCACUCAAUUGACCAGAUUCAAACGGACCGUACAUGGAACGAACAUUCUCCCAGUAUGUAUUUAAUGGAGCAAGUUGACCCAUAUCCAAUCCCGUAUCAAGAUCGGUUCCCCUCAAGUUGGCAGCAAUCGCACCGAUAGAUGGUUGCGAAGUCAUUCCUGACAUGGCAUCGAUGGCUCCAUCGACAACAUCAGCGCCGGCUUCGGCAGCAGCCAACAUAGAAGCAACACCACAUCCAGCAGUAUCGUGGGUAUGAACGUGGAUCGGAGUAUCCGGGAAUUCUUCUCUGAGCGCAGAAACCAACAUGGUCGUGGCUCUUGGGGUGAGGAGACCAGCCAUAUCCUAAAAAAUAAGAGAAUACAGGGUGACAGUAGUAGGAUUAAGUGAUCCAGAAUAUUUGGAAAGAAAUACUUCACAAUAACACAUAUCAUUCCAAACAAGUUAAAACGUACCUUAAUUGCUAAAGAGUGGGAACCCAUAUCGACCAACUCACGUCCAAGCUUCAUGUAAUAUUCUAGGUUGUACUUGCCCUUCGUUGGGUCCGCGACAUCACCAGUGUAACUCAUUGUACCCUCAACAAAACCACCCGCCUUUCCGGCGGCGUCGACGCCAAGUUUCAAGUUUUCGAGGUAGUUCAAGGAAUCGAAGACACGGAAAACAUCGAUACCUGACUUCUGUGCCUGGUCGCAAAACUUGUAAACAACGUUGUCUGCGUAGUUGGUGUAACCAACAGCGUUGGCUCCACGCAACAACAUUUGGAAGGGAACAUCGGGCGUCUUCUCUCGUAGCGAUUCGAGUCGCUUCCAGGGACAUUCGUG
Pseudo-nitzschia multistriata is the source of this 3495-nucleotide messenger RNA. Lineage: Eukaryota; Bacillariophyta; Bacillariophyceae; Bacillariales; Bacillariaceae. The record is from the annotation of a GenBank genome assembly.